AUGCCCUUCCUGCUCUGCUGCAGCCUGCUCGCCGCACUCGCAAAGGAGGAGUGCGCCGACUCCUCCUCUCUGGCCGUCGGCCAGCUGGCGGGAAAGCUCGCCGUCAUCACUGGCGCAUCGCGUGGCGUUGGAGCCGAGCUCGCACGGGUGUACGCCCGUGAGGGAGCGUUUGUUGUGGUGAACUACUUCAGCAGCAAGGAGAAGGGCGAAGCCGUCGCCGCCGAGAUCAACGCCGCGUGGCCGUCGCGCGCCCUCGCCGCGCAGGGCGACGUGACGGUCAAGGAGGACAUGGUGAAGCUGGUCGCUGAUGCCGAGACGCACUUUGGCAGGAAGGUCAGCGUCGUUGUCAACAAUGCGCUGCCCCGCUACAAGUUCGACCCGGGCUCAUCCAUGGCGAGCAUUAAGACGGUGUCGACAGAGGACCUGGAGCAGCAGAUGAGAGGUACGCUCGCCGGCGCCGUCAACAUGGUGCAGGCAGCGCUGCCCUCGUUUGAGGCGUCCAAGUUCGGGAAGGUGGUCAACAUCGGCUCCAACCUCGUCGACAGCCCUAGAUGGUUAUACAGAUCCGUGUCCUUCCCGCAGGCGGCGCUCGUCGGCCUCACGCGCAACCUCGCCGCGGAGCUGGGGCCGUCCGGCGUGCGCGUCAACCUGGUGGCGGGCGGCCUGCUCGAGACGACCGACGCCCGGACCACCGCUGAACGGCGGCGCGUCGAAGAGGGAGUAGCACAGACGUCGACACUCAAGCAGGCGGCGCUGCCACACACACACACACAGGCGUGCGUCUUCUUCGCCUCGGACGCGUCGAACGCGGUGACCGGGCAGAGCCUGUCGGUCGAUGGCGGGCUGACGAUGCCCUGA
Emiliania huxleyi CCMP1516 is the source of this 858-nucleotide messenger RNA. Its product is annotated as short-chain dehydrogenase/reductase. NCBI's taxonomy places the organism in Eukaryota, Haptophyta, Isochrysidales, Noelaerhabdaceae. The record is from RefSeq and is a predicted model, not a curated record. The transcript is spliced from 3 exons. The coding region runs from base 1 to 858 and encodes 285 amino acids.